Odocoileus virginianus texanus is the source of this 2312-nucleotide messenger RNA. It is a transcript of the gene B3GNTL1, whose product is annotated as UDP-GlcNAc:betaGal beta-1,3-N-acetylglucosaminyltransferase like 1. The record is from RefSeq and is a predicted model, not a curated record. Lineage: Eukaryota; Metazoa; Chordata; Mammalia; Artiodactyla; Cervidae.
CAGCCCGAGGAGCGCGCGCCAUGCAAGCCAGGGGGUACCCAGCCGCCGGGGAGAUCGGCCCGACUAGCGCCCCCGCCCAAGUGUCUGUUAUCCUCCCGGUCCAUGACGCUGAACCGUGGUUAGACGAAUGCUUGGGGUCGGUUUUGCAGCAAGACUUUGAAGGCUCCAUGGAGCUCUCCAUUUUUAAUGAUGCCAGUAAGGACAAGUCCAUGACUAUCAUCGAAAAAUGGAAAAAGAAGCUCGAAGGUUCCGGCAUCCUCGUGGUCAUUGGAGGGCAUGAUUCUCCUUCUCCCCGAGGAGUCGGAUAUUCUAAAAAUCAAGCAAUAGCACAGAGCUCAGGGUCUUACCUUUGCUUCUUGGAUGCGGACGACGUGAUGAUGCCUCAGAGAGUGAGGCUGCAACACGAAGCCGCUUUGCGACACCCAAAAAGUAUUAUCGGUUGUCAAGUGACGCGGGAGCCCCCCAACUCCACCGAGCGGUACACGCGGUGGAUCAACCAGCUGGCGCCUGACCAGCUGCUCACCCAGGUGUUUACCUCCAACGGUCCCACCGUGAUCAUGCCCACCUGGUUCUGCUCCCGAGCCUGGUUCGCCCACGUGGGCCCGUUUGAUGAGGGCGGGCGGGGUGUCCCCGAGGACCUGCUCUUCUUCUACGAGCACCUGAGGAAGGGCGGCGGGGUCGUCCGUGUGGACCAGAGCCUCCUCCUCUACCGCUACCACCCCAGCGCGGCCACACACUCCGUCCUCGAGACCACCAUCUGGGCCCACCGCGUCCGCUUCCUGGAAGAGCGGGCCCUGCCCCACUGGCCAACCUUCACCAUCUGGAACGCGGGCCGGCAGGGCCGCCGGCUGUACCGCAGCCUGACAGCGGGCUCCCGGCGCAAGGUGGCUGCCUUCUGCGAUGUGGACGAGAACAAGAUCAGAAAAGGCUUCUACUGCUACGAGGACUCUCAGGAAAGGCCCAAGCCCCGGAUCCCAGUCCUGCACUUCCGAGCCGCACGGCCACCCUUUGUCAUCUGCGUGAAGCUGGACCUCACAGCGGGCGUGUUUGAGGACAACCUGAGGUCGCUGAACCUGCAGGAGGGCCGGGACUUCCUUCACUUCAGCUGACAGACCCAUGGCAGCUGCUCCCAGGUACGUCUGAGGCCCCCAGCAGCUGCAGGGCUGAGGGCCAGCAGGGAAGGAGGGCCCUGGGGCCCCACAUGGGGAACAUGCAUGUGGGGGGUGGUGCCCAGACACCCCACAAACUCCACUCACCAAGAGAGUGCUCAGUGUUUUUACCAGGCAUGUUUUACGUGUGGUCUACGCCCCACCAUGUAUUUGACACGUGUCCAUACGUGGGUACACACAGACCAAGGCCUGAAGCAGCUCCUCUGCUCGGGGCAAGGGCUUGGCUGCACCACGCGCUCCUCAGCCUCCCUCACAUCAUUGGCACCAGCAGCUUGUACUAGUCACUCCCGGCUCCCUAUGGCCAUGAACCCCAGCGCCUGCCUCAUUCCCAGCUCUGGCCUCUGUGGAGUCUGGGCCACGUGUGGCUCCGUCUGUGUGGGGUCAGCCUGCAUUAGAGAUGUGGGACUGGACGAGGCCCCCCGGGGACAGAGGCUGUGCGCUGACGCUCCUCCGGUGGGGAGUAGGCCCCUGAGUGCGGCGGAGACCUGGGCAGGGGAGGGAGAGGCCCGCAGUGCCUGGCAGGGGCCGCGGGUGUGAGUGGGCAUGGGAGCGCCUCUUUCUUUGGUCGGUCCUAAGUUGGAGGUGUGACCAGAACUGGGGAAGGUGGCAGUUCUGACCACGUCCAGACCACUGGGGGCCAGUCCUGUGUUGAGAAAUGGCCUGGCACUGCCCAUUUGGUCUCUUGGUCUUAGGAGCCCAGUGGCUCUUCCCUGAAAGUGAUGCUGGUGCCACUGGGCUUCUCCUUGAUCCAAGAAGAAAUCAUCGACGUGUUGAGUCGUUAGUGUCAUCAAUGCCGGAGUGAGUGAUGACUCCCAGGGAUGAGGGCCCUGCCCCAACAGUUCACUUGAACGAAGCAGUAACUCCUGGCUCCGAGGAGGGUCAAGGGGGCUUGAACAAUCAGGAGUGGCUUUGUUGUGAAGCCACGUCUGGGUGAGAAUUCCCAGCCUCGGUGAUUAAAGCACUGGGGUCUCUGCGUGCAGAGGGUCUUGGGAGACCCUUCACAAAACAGAAAGGUGUCGAUCAGAGGCAGGAGACUGGUGUUCUAGCCACAGGGCUCCAACACCUUCUAAAAUUGUGUUUUCAUACUGCUGCUACUGUUGUCAAAAUUCUGCGUGCUUUUGAAAAUCCACACAGUAGCUGUUA